CUACUCCCUCUUCCUUAUUGGUCAAUGCUGAUUUCCAUGGUACGGCCCAAUAAUACAAACCUUGAGAUAACAAUUGAAUGAAUGAAACCACUACCACUAUCAGCAACGCAACAAUUAACAACAAUUUCACCCACACCAAUUUCAACAAUCUCAUCAUAAUCAAUGGCUGAAACCGUGCUUUCUGUCGUCCUCCCUUUGCUCAUCGAGAAGUUGGUCUCUGAAACUUCGAAUGGCAUUGCUCGCUACAAGGGAAUUGAUGCCGAGAUUGAGAAAUGUCAGGACUCGUUAAAACUAAUCCAAGACGUGCUUACUGAUGCUUCUCGGAAGGAGAUAAGCAAUCAAGCUGUUAAACGUUGGCUGACUGAUCUCCAGCAUUUGGCUUAUGACAUCGAUGACGUACUCGAUGGUUGGGCAACCGAUGCUAUGCAUCGUGAGUUCACCACCCACGAGUCAGAAGGCAUGACCAGCAAGGUAAGAAAGCUGAUCCCAAGUUGUUGCACAAACUUCUCACCAACUAUUAAGAUGCAUGACAAGUUAGAUCGUAUUAACGCCAAGUUAGAACGUCUAGUUAAGCAGAGAGAUGAUUUUGGUUUGAGUGUGGGAGGGGAAACUAAGCCAAAAAAUAAUAAUAGAAGAUUCCAAUCCUCUGUUGUUGAUCCAUCUAGUAUUGUUGGACGCCAAGCUGACAAAGAGGCAUUGCUCCAACAGUUAUUGUUACCGGCGGAAGAACCAUGUGAUCGAAACUAUAGCAUUGUUCCCAUAGUUGGUAUGGGUGGGGUUGGGAAAACUACUCUCGCUAGACUUUUGUAUAAUGAAAAAAAAGUCCAGAAUCACUUCGAACUCAAGGUGUGGGUUUGCAUAUCGGAUGAGUUUGAUAUCUUUGUUAGAAGCAAAGAGAUCUUUAUAGCUUUUGGAGGGGAGGUAAAGGAGGAGCAUACAAAUUUCAAUAAGCUUCAAGAAGCUCUUAGAGAUCACCUAACAAGAAAAAAGUUUUUAUUGGUGUUAGAUGAUGUGUGGAGCGAGAGUCGUGAGGAUUGGGAAACCCUCGUCAGGCCAUUUUACGCAUGUUCUCCAGGAAGUAAAAUCAUCAUCACAACACGGAAGGAUAACUUGCUCAAAAAUCUGGGUUUCCAUCCUCUAAACAAGCAACUGGAGCGCCUGUCAUAUGAUGAUGCUUUGUCCUUGUUUGCUGUUCAUGCUUUAGGCGUAAGAAAUUUUGAUUCACAUUUGUCACUUAAACCACAUGGUGAAGGCAUUGUGAAAAAAUGUAAUGGGUUGCCUUUGGCAUUGAUCGCACUUGGGACAUCACUGAGGACAAAAGAAGAUGAAGAUUCAUGGAAGGAAGUGUUAGAAAGUGAGAUAUGGAAAUUACCGGUUGAAGAUGAAAUCAUCCCCGCCCUAAGACUAAGCUACCAUGAUCUUUCGGGACCUUUGAAGCAGUUGUUCGCAUACUGCUCCUUGUUUCCCAAAGACUUCCUGUUUAACAAGGAAGAGCUGGUUAUAUUAUGGAUGGCAGAAGGGUUCUUGCACCAGCCAACUCGAAGUGAUUCAACAGAAGAACACUUGGGCCAUGAAUUCUUUGACGAGUUGUUGUCAAGGUCAUUUUUUCAACAUGCACCUAAUAAUGAAUCGUUGUUUGUGAUGCAUGACCUCAUGAAUGACUUGGCAACAUCUGUUUCUACUGAGUUUUUUUUAAGGUUAGACAAUGAGCACGAGAAGAAUAUUAGGAAGGAAACGUUGGAAAAGUACCGACACAUGUCAUUUGUUCGUGAGGAAUAUGUAGCUUACAAGAAGUUCGAGGCAUUUGAAAGAGCCAAAAGUUUGAGGACAUUCUUGGUAACGUCUGUUGGGGAGGUAGAAAGUUGGCGAGAUUUCUACUUAUCCAAUAAGAUUCUCACCGACUUGCUUCCCGAGGUACCACUACUAAGGGUUCUAAGUUUGAGCGGCUUUCAAAUAAGUGAGUUACCGGAGUCCAUUGGUACUUUGAGGCACUUGAGAUAUCUUAAUCUAUCUCGUACUUGGAUCAAUCAUUUACCGGAAACUGUUGGAAAUCUCUACAAUUUACAAACAUUGAUCUUGUUUGGUUGUAAUAACUUAACUAAGUUUCCCAACAGUUUCCGAAAGCUUACAAACCUACGGCAUCUUGAUGUUGGGGACACCCCGCUUUCGUUUCAGAUGCUGUUAGAGAUUGGCAAGAUGGAAAGCCUAAAAAUUACUCUCUCGAAAAUCAAAAUCGAAAGUGAAAGCGGAAGUGAAAUAGCCAAACUUAAAGACUUUAAGAAUCUAUAUGAAAAAAUUUUCGUUGUAGGUUUGGAAAAAGUGCAAAAUGCAACCUAUGCAUAUGAGGCGAACUUUUCACAAAAGAAGCUUAGUAAGUUGGAGCUUAUAUGGAGUGAUGAGCUACGUGAUUCACGAAAUGAAAUGCUUGAAAAGGCGGUCCUAAAUGAGUUGAAGCCUUGUGAUGAUAAGUUAAUACAACUGCAAAUCAGGUCAUACGGGGGAAAAGAAUUUCCAAAUUGGGUUGGGGAUCCCUCGUUUCUUCAUUUGAAGCAUGUGUCAAUAAGGGGUUGUAAGAGAUGUACAUCUCUACCGCCACUUGGGCAGCUACCGUCUCUCAAGAAGUUGGUUAUAGAAGGCUUACAUAGAGUGGAAGUUGUGGGUUUUGAGUUAUUUGGGGCUGGUUGCGCAUUUCCUUCACUUGAAAUUCUGAGUUUUGAUGAUAUGCCUGGGUGGAAGAAAUGGUCAGGGGCUGUGUUUCCACGCUUGCAAAAGCUUGAAAUAAAAGAUUGUCCUAAUUUGGUUGAAGUCACACUUGAAGCACUGCCUUCAUUGAAUGAUCUAAGCAUAUGUGGAUGCGAUAGUGGUGUGUUAAGAAGUCUGGUUAAAGUAGCAUUAGCAGUCACCAAGUUGGAUAUAAGACGUAUUUCAGGGCUUAAUGAUGUGGUGUGGCAAGGUGUUAUAGAGUAUCUUGGGGCAGUAGAAGAAUUAAGCAUAAAGAGAUGUAAUGAAAUAAGAUACGUGGUGAAAUCAGAUGCAGAUGCAACUAAGAUUCUUGUGAAGCUGAGGAAACUGGUUGUGUGGCAUUGUGAUAAUUUGGUGAGUGUAGGAGAGAAAGAGGAGGAGGAGGAGGAUAAUUGUAGGAGCAACCUCCUAACAUCUCUUAGGAUAUUAAUAGUGUAUAAUUGUAAGAAUAUGGAGCGUUGCAGCUGUCCAGAUGGCAUUGAGGAGUUGACUGUUGAGGGUUGUAGUUCAAUGACAGUUGUGUCAUUUCCAAAAGGAGGACAGGAGAAGCUCAGGUCACUUACAAUAUGGAAUUGCAGGAACCUAUUGGAAAAGGAGUGGGAGUGGGGAGGACAAAAAACGAACAACAACAGAAGCAGCAGCAUGCCCAUGCUUGAACAUGUAUGGAUAAGAGAUUGGCCAAAUCUGAAAUCAAUCGUUGAAUUGAACUGCUUGGUUCACAUCACUGAAUUGUUUAUACACGAUUGUGAGAGUCUUGAGUCAUUUCCGAACAAUUUGACGUCGUUAGAGAAACUGGUAAUAAGAAAUUGUCCCAAAUUGGAUGUUUCCUUUGUUGGUGAAAAUUUGAGGUCGUUGGAGGAACUAAGUAUAAUCAAUUGUUCAAGUAUGGAUUCUCCUUUUUUGAGUUGGGUUUGGCCUCCCAAUUUGCGUUCCUUAGAAAUAGGAAAGUUGAAGAAGCCCUUCUCAGAGUGGGGUCCACAGACAUUCCCAACUUCACUUGUGAAACUAUCCUUAUACGGUGGUGGUGAAGAUGGAGCUGGUAGUUGUAGUGAAUUUUCUCAUCUUCUUCAUUCAUCUCUUACUUCUCUUCAAAUACAUGGAUUUGAGAAAUUGGAAUCAUUUACAACGGACCUCCAUCACCUCCAAGAUCUCUCUUUUUGGUAUUGCCCUAAUCUGAAGAAAGUGUCUUCACAUCCCCAACACCUCACCUUCCUCCACCAUCUCACUUUUUACAGAUGCCCAAAGAUGAUGGAUCUACCAGAACUGCUGUUGCCUUCACUCUUGAGUUUAAACAUCAGGGAUGAUUGCCCAAAACUGAAAGAAAGAUGCAGUAAAAAGGGGAGUUACUGGCCCCUCAUCUCCCAUAUCCCCUAUAUCUACAUACUAGGAAGUUAAAACGAAGACUCAAUCGUGAUAGGAAGCAUUCUACAAGAGAUUUAUCAACACUCACAACAGGGAGCAAAACCUUAGAUUUGAUUUAAAGAUUACGCUGUUGGGUUCACUUUUUUUUUUCUUUUUGUGGAUACCAAUUAGUGAUUUAUGCAUUGUUAAUGGUAGAUGUGACGAUUUCAACCUUCUAUUAUAAAAGAAUCGGAUGUAUUUUGCUGGUAAGGUGUUGCUGCAUCUUAGUUGUGUUUCUGCAUCUAAUGAAUGAUUCAUCAGACUGUGUACCAAUAUUC
Molecule: messenger RNA, 4421 nt
Organism: Helianthus annuus (common sunflower)
Lineage: Eukaryota; Viridiplantae; Streptophyta; Magnoliopsida; Asterales; Asteraceae
Product: putative disease resistance RPP13-like protein 1
Exons: 2
Coding region: 163-4137 (1324 amino acids)
Biological process (GO): defense response to other organism
Molecular function (GO): ADP binding
Source: RefSeq, a predicted model, not a curated record